Molecule: messenger RNA, 521 nt
Organism: Tarenaya hassleriana
Lineage: Eukaryota; Viridiplantae; Streptophyta; Magnoliopsida; Brassicales; Cleomaceae
Product: cytochrome c oxidase subunit 5C-2
Exons: 2
Coding region: 139-336 (65 amino acids)
Source: RefSeq, a predicted model, not a curated record
ACGUAUAGCGAGCAGUGCUGCCGUCCCGUGUCCUCCUGAUCCAUCAUUUGGUGCCGCAGUUCUGUUGGUUGUUUCCCGUCGUCUCCCUCAGCACCUCGAUUAGGGCAUUGUGAAAAAGGUUGAGGAGAGAAAGAAGAGAUGGCUGGCCACAAGAUCGCUCACGCCACCCUGAAAGGACCGAGCGUCGUGAAAGAGAUAGUGAUUGGUAUCACCCUCGGGUUGGCGGCUGGUAGCUUGUGGAAGAUGCAUCACUGGAACGAGCAGAGGAAAACAAGAGCCUUCUAUGAUCUGCUCGAGAAGGGUGAGAUCAGCGUUGUUGCCUCCGAAGAGCAGUAGAAAAGAACCCUCUCUUCUCACUCCAUUAGUAUCAACUGGGCAGCUUCUGCAUUGGUUUUUCAUUAUCUCGUUCCCCCGUGUUUUGUUUUUUCCAGAAAUCUCAGAUGGGAUUUGUAAGAAAUAAAUUUAACUGCAAGUUUUCUUUGGCAGUCUCUGCAAAGUUGUUUGGAAUUUAUAAAGAGAAA